This is a messenger RNA of Lactuca sativa (garden lettuce), 2583 nucleotides long. Lineage: Eukaryota; Viridiplantae; Streptophyta; Magnoliopsida; Asterales; Asteraceae. The record is from RefSeq and is a predicted model, not a curated record.
AUGGGGAAUCAGAGUGGUUUGGGGCUCCAUCUCAUUUUCAUAUGUGUCUUUUUGGUUGCAACCUCUUGUACUUGUUUGGGUUUUAGAAAUAAGAGUGGCAUUUGCUCUAUGCAAGAGAGCCUUGCUCUUCUCAAGUUCAAACAAAGUGUCAGAGAUGAGUAUGGAAUGUUAUCAUCAUGGGUUGGCAAUGACUGUUGCAUGUGGGAAGGAAUCCACUGUGACAAAGUCACUGGAAAUGUGGAGGGCCUAAAUCUCAGAGCAUCUUUUUCUUACACUUUUGAUGAACGCUACUCUGAAUUUGUUGGUGAAGCCUACUUAGCUGGUAAUGAGGCGAACUCUUCUUUGGCGGAGUUGAGGCAUCUCAAAUACUUAGACUUGAGUGGGAAUUAUUUUGAAGGAAGCCAGAUCCCUGAGUUCAUUGGAUCCUUCAAACACUUGACCUACCUCAAUCUCUCUCAUGCUUGUUUUGAAGGUAUUAUUUCUCAUCACAUUGGAAAUCUUUCUAAUUUAAAGGUUCUUGAUCUCAGUUCAAACCAAAAUAUGAUGGCUGACAAUAUGGUGUGGACUGUGGGCCUUUCAUCACUGGAGCAUCUCGACUUGAGUAAGGUGAAUCUUAGUGGAACACAUAACAUUGACAUGGUGCUUUACAUGAUUCCUUCUUUAAAAGUGUUAAGUUUGUCAUAUUGUGGACUUUCCAAUUCUGAUCUUGGUGCUUCUCAUAAUUUUAGUAGAAUACUUCCCAACAUCAAACGCUUGGAUCUUAGCUUCAAUUCUCUCCAAGGUCCACUCCCUGAUUUUUUUCUAAACAUGACAUCCUUAGCAUUCCUAGAUCUUUCAGGCUAUAAUAUUAGUUUGGCAUGGAACUUUGCAAAGUUGCUAAGCAUGAUCCCUUCUUUAUCAGUGCUGCAUUUGUCAUUUUGUAGGCUCGAUAAUACACAUCUAUCUUCUCCUCAUCUUAAUUUAAGUACACUGUCUAACACCCAACAUCUGGAUCUUAGAGAUAAUUCAAUUUCUGGCAUGUUUCCAUCUAUUUUAACAAACAUGAGUUCUCUAAGAGUCCUUGACCUUUCGGAAAACAUGCUGAAUUCAUCGGUUCCUAUUAUGCCUAACCUUCUAGAGCUUUAUCUUUCUUUUAACGAGUUUAAGCAUAUUGAGCCUCUUGGAAUCUGGAGACAGUGUUACCUGAAACAAUUGAUUGCUGCAGGCAAUGAUUGUGAUAUAGAAUUGAUUGACUCACCAAAAAACAUGUCAGAAUGUUCUCAAUAUUCUUUGGAGAUGUUGGAUUUACGUUGGAGUUCAAAUGGUACAAUUCCAGAAGGACUUGGAAGACUGACCAAUUUAAGAGGCUUACUCAUAUCUGAAAGCAAAUUGACGGGUGUAAUCCCGAAAUCUCUUGGAAGAUUAAGGCGUACCAAUCUCCACUAUUUGGAUAUUUCUGACAAUUCUUUAAAAGGUGUAGUGUUUGAAGCUCAUUUCGCUAACCUUUCGAUGUUGAAGCGCUUGGCUGCUUCUUCCAACACUAAGCUGACAUUCAAUUUUUCACGUGACUGGAUACCUCCAUUCCAAUUGCUAAUUCUUCGACUCGGUUCUUGCAUUGUUGGAAAUGGAUUUCCGAAGUGGCUUCAAAAUCAAAGGAAACUUGGGGUGUGUCUUGAGAAUCUGCAAAAUUUAAAUGCCUUGAUACUUAGCUCAAAUCGGUUGUCUGGUGUCAUUCCAAGUUUUAUAUCAUUAUAUCGGUUACAUUUGAAUGGCAAUAACUUUACUGGGGAACUUCCUCGAGAGAUCAUGAAUUUUCAAAGUUUAGCUGUCUUAGAUUUGGGUGACAAUAAUUUUGAUGGAAAUAUACCAGAAUGGAUCGGAGAAAAACUUAAUCCGAUGGUUUUGAGGUUACACAGAAAUAACUUCAGCGGAAGAAUUCCUCGAUCUUUUUGCAGACUUUCAAAUCUUCAAAUUUUGGAUGUUGCACACAACAGCUUAACAGGAACAAUCCCUCGUUGUCUUGGACAGUUGAGUGGCAUGGUUAACCGUAACCCAAAUUGGUGUCUCAUCUCACCGGAUUCUGAUGAGAAUGUGAUUCAGGUCAUGAAAGGUGUAGAUGUUGAGUAUACAAGGACUUGGGAUCUUGUUCUUAACAUGGACCUUUCAAGCAAUAAACUUGUUGGAAAAAUUCCGGUUGAGCUAACUCGGCUUUCUAUGUUGAUGGGUCUCAAUUUGUCUAAUAAUCUUCUCAGUGGGGGACGAAUUCCAACCGAACAUCAAUUGCAGACCCUUGCAGAUCCAUCAAUAUAUGUUGGGAACAAAGAUCUAUAUGGACCUCCAUUGCCAAACAAUUGCUCAUAUUAUGAAGACUAUACAACAAGCAAGAAGAGAUAUGAAGAAGGUGAAGAGCCGAAAAAGGUUUGGUUAUACGUGGAUAUAAUGAGUGGUUUUGUGACAGGGUUUUGGGGUAUUAUUGGAGUUUUGUUGCUCAAGAAGCAAUGGAGAAGGAAGCUUUUUAUGUUUGCUGAGGAGACCAUAGACAAGAUAUACAUUGGAGUCGUGGUUAGAGUUGCCAUGAUGAAGAGAGGAAGAGAAGCUCCAUAG